AUGAUCAAUAAAUUCCUUAAAUUUGCUGAUGAUAUUAAGAUCCUGGAUUUUGAUGGGAAGAACCUUAAGAGUGGUAUGGAAGAAAAGGAUCUUAACAUUUUGGUUGAGCAGUCUCAUAAACUAUCCAAACAGUAUGCUGUUGCUGGUGACAAGGCCAAUCCGUCGGAUACAAAGACGCAGAAUAAGUCCGAUAGCUUCCAGUGUUACAACUGUGGAAAAGUUGGACACAUGGCUAAAAAUUGCUUCAAGAAAUCAAAAAGAAACGAGCAGACAGUGUGCUAUAACUGUGGCAUUACAGGUCACAUGGCACGUGACUGUCGACACCCACGAAAACAGGAGAGGCAAAAUUGUUACAACUGUGGAAAAGUGGGACACAUGGCUAAAAAUUGCUUCAAGAAAUCAAAAAGAAAUGAGCAGACAGUGUACUAUAACUGUGGCAUUACAGGUCACAUGGCACAUGACUGUCGACGCCCACGGAAGGCUGAAAAUGGAAAAGCCCCAAAGGCUGGAACCUAUGAAAGAAGGUUUACAAAUAGUAAACCUACCUUCUCUAAAGGUCCAAAAAACGUAAUCCCCGCCGGGAUUACAGAGUGA
Limulus polyphemus (Atlantic horseshoe crab) is the source of this 594-nucleotide messenger RNA. Its product is annotated as cellular nucleic acid-binding protein-like. The record is from RefSeq and is a predicted model, not a curated record. Lineage: Eukaryota; Metazoa; Arthropoda; Merostomata; Xiphosura; Limulidae. Gene Ontology annotation, molecular function: zinc ion binding; single-stranded RNA binding; mRNA binding. Gene Ontology annotation, biological process: positive regulation of cytoplasmic translation. Gene Ontology annotation, cellular component: cytoplasm. The coding region runs from base 1 to 594 and encodes 197 amino acids. The transcript has 4 exons.